GAACGUUUCGAGGAACGACCGGAGUGAAGGUUUGACGACAUCACUGCUGAGAGAAGCCCAAUUCGAUUGAAACGCUGCUCUUUUUGGCGCGAGGUCAUCUUCGGAAUUUCUUCAAGUGGCCUACAGUACAGUGUGGUGAGUUACCUGCCCAUUCCUAGCAAUGCCGCCUCCUUGCUCUCUCCUGUGCCGCCUGGCCACGCUUCUCUGUGUGUGGGCACUUUGCCAGGCCCAGUUGGAUACCAAACUACCCCCUGGCACCCCCAUCAUCCAGCUGCGUCUGGCAGGGGACAAACACAAGCACUACGAGGGCCGGGUUGAAGUCUACUAUAAUGGAGAGUGGGGCACGGUGUGCGACGAUGACUUCUCCAUCCAUGCAGCCAACGUCGUGUGCAGGGAGCUGGGCUAUGUGGAGGCUGUAUCCUGGUCUCCUUCUUCCAAGUAUGGCAAGGGAGAAGGUCGGAUCUGGUUGGACAACGUCCACUGUUCGGGACUAGAGAGAACCCUGGCCCAGUGUGAGUCCAAUGGCUUCGGAGUUUCCGACUGCAAACACUCUGAGGAUGUGGGAGUGGUGUGUAGCCAGAGACGAAUCGCCGGCUUCAAAUUCAUCAGUACCCUCACCAACAAUGUGGAAAGUCUGAAUGUCCAGGUGGAAGAUGUGCGUAUCCGGGCCAUCUCCUCACAGCGUAAAAGGGUUCCCAUGACAGAGGGCUACCUGGAGGUGAAGGACGGGGGGAAGUGGAGACAGAUCUGUGACUUGGAGUGGACUGAGAUGAACAGCCGGGUCAUCUGUGGGAUGUACGGCUUCCCUGGAGAGAAAAGAUACAACACUAAAGUCUACAAGCUGCUGUCCAAGCGCAGGAAGAAGAACUACUGGGGCUUUGGGGUGAACUGCACGGGGAACGAGGCCAGCCUGCAUGGCUGUAAGCUGGGCCACAAGGUGGAGCUGAGGGGGAAUACCACCUGUGAGAAGGGCUUGCCCGUGGUGGUCAACUGUGUUCCAGGACGGGCCUUUGCUCCCAGCCACGCCCAGGGCUUCAGCAAGGCCUACAGGGUGGAGCAACCCCUGGUGCGCCUGAGAGGCGGGGCCAACAUAGGGGAAGGGCGAGUGGAAGUGCUGAAAAAUGGUGAAUGGGGCACCGUCUGCGAUGACAGCUGGAACCUGGAGGCAGCCACCGUGGUGUGUCGAGAACUGGGCUUCGGUAGUGCCAAGGAGGCCCUCACUGGAGGCAAACUGGGACAAGGAAUGGGCCCGGUCCAUAUGAAUGAGGUGAAGUGUUCUGGCUUUGAGAAAUCCCUCACUGAGUGUUACUUCAAUAGAGAUGCCCUGGGCUGCAGUCACGAGGAGGACGCUGCAGUUCGAUGUAAUGUUCCUGCCAUGGGCUUCCAGAACAGACUGCGUCUGAGUGGUGGGCGGAACCCAUUUGAAGGGCGUGUGGAGGUGCUGGCGGAGAAGAACGGCUCGUUGGUGUGGGGUACGGUGUGCAGUGACAGCUGGGGUACCAUAGAGGCUACAGUCGUGUGCAGACAGCUGGGUCUCGGUUUUGCCAACAACGCCUUCCAGGAGACGUGGUACUGGUCAGGAGACGUGAGUGCUGAUGACGUGGUGAUGAGCGGGGUCAGGUGCUCGGGGACAGAGAUGACUCUGGCCCAGUGCCUCCAUCAUGGGAAACACCUCGACUGCCCCCGAGGGGGAGGACGCUUCGCUGCUGGAGUCUCCUGCUCUGAGACGGCCCCAGACUUGGUUCUAAACGCCCAAGUGGUGGAACACACCACGUACCUGGAGGACCGGCCCAUGUACAUACUGCAGUGUGCCAACGAGGAGCACUGUCUGUCCAGCAGCGCCGCCGCCGCCACAUCGUCCUCCUACCGCCGCCUGCUGCGCUUCUCCUCCCAGAUACACAACAACGGACUGACAGACUUUCGCCCCAGGGCCGCACACAACUCCUGGAUCUGGCACGAGUGCCACAGGCACUACCACAGCAUGGAGGUGUUCACCCACUAUGAUCUACUGAGCCUCAACGGCACCAAGGUGGCAGAGGGACACAAGGCCAGCUUCUGUCUGGAGGACACCCAAUGUGAAGAGGGUAUUGAGAAGAGGUACGAGUGUGCUAACUUCGGGCAGCAGGGCAUCACUGUUGGGUGCUGGGAUACGUACAGACACGACAUCGACUGUCAGUGGAUAGAUGUGACAGACGUUGUGCCAGGAGACUACAUCUUCCAGGUUGUGAUCAACCCAAACUUUGAGGUAGCAGAGUCCGACUACACCAACAACGUUAUGAAGUGCAGGUGUCGAUACGACGGCCACAGGAUAUGGAUGUACAACUGUUAUAUAGGUGGCUCAGUGAGCUCCGAGUCAGAGGAAUCCUCUUUCAGUGGCCUCAUGAAUAACCAGCUGGGAUACAGGUAGUGUGGACGGACUCAAUGGAAAGACCAGGAGGAACAUUUUAUUUUGCGAAACUGAUGAAUGACCAGCAAGACUGUUGUGAAAUUACCAACCGCUAGAGGGAGCACUGUGCCGUCUGUUCCCUCCCUAACGGUGCUGGAUGAAAAUUGAAAAGCAAAGCUCACCUCAGUGCCAACGUUUUAUAUAAGGACGUUGCAGACGAAAAAAAACCUGUUUUAAAGAUCCAGCUUGAAGAAGCAACUCUGUCUUUACUGUUCUCAAACAUUUCUGUCACAUGUACAGCAGAGUGCUGAUGCUAUCAAAUCAGAGCUAUUUAGUUACCUGUACCCAACCUUUGUGGUCCACCGUAAGGAAAAAAGUGAUAUUUUUCGACACCUGCUGCACUUUGAGACAGUGUCCUGUAUUGUUUAUUUAAUUGUUUUUAGGACAGUGUGUUGAGCAGGCAAUUAACUAUGCACCUAUGAACACCAUCGUAACGCUGUUUCUCUGGACCCCCCCCCCCCCCCCCGCAAUGAGAUUGACCCGUUUUUCUGUUCAAUCCCUUAAGAACUGUUGUCUGCUAAAGAUGAUAACCUAUUUGCAUCUGUCAAUGUAUUGUUGGUCCAGUAUGCAGACACCCUGUCCCCCGAGUAGUGCUGAGCGAUUAACUGAAAUGUGUUAUUUUUCAGUUUUUAAACAACUGACGUUGAAUCAAUUAUUUGUAUUUAAUUUAGUUCCGUUCUGUUUCCUGUAAGCUCAAUGCACACAGUUUCUCUAAAGAUAAAUCAGAUCCGUUCUGUUUCCUGUAAGCUCAAUGCACACAGUUUCUCUAAAGAUAAAUCAGAUCCGUUCUGUUUCCUGUAAGCUCAUUGCACACAGUUUCUCUAAAGAUAAAUCAGAUCCGUUCUGUUUCCUGUAAGCUCAAUGCACACAGUUUCUCUAAAGAUAAAUCAGAUCCAUUCUGUGUUCCUGUUAUGACUGCUACACAAGAGAGAAGAAUGUGCGAUCAUUAAGGGAUAUAGAGAGCAGCUGUUGUUCCAUGAGGUAAACACAUGAUCUAAGUGGUUGAUAGUUGGUAUUCAGUUGUCAUAAAAGUGCCUAAUUUCAUUUGAAGAACUGCAAAAUAGUGAUUUCUUUUCAGACAGCAUUAGGCAGCAGCUCUUUAGAGAUGAGAUGACUUGGAAUUAAAUAAUAAAUUCAUAAAAAAUAAAUGUAAUAUACACCACAACUGAAAUAUUUUAUUAAAGUAAUGUGAAUAAAUGAUGGUUAGUAAUUGAUAAGCAGUAAUGGGCAGUCUACCAUCAUGGGACUUUUAUUCAUUGUUUUAUUCUGUGUAACAGCAUUCAACCCACAAUGCAUAUUGCAUUGAAUGUUUUUUUUUUUUAUUAGCAAAACUGAUUUUAAAAAAAUAAUAAUAAUUGAACCGAAACCAAACAGACCUCCAAAAUCACUAAUCGCUCAGCACUAUCCCAGAGCUUCCUAUACAGUUAGUCUCUUUCCUUAAAGUGUUGAGGCCGGCAAUUAAGGAGAAUGAGAGGCUCAAUUAAAGAUGUGCUUCAAAUACAGCAGUUCUGUAACAACUGCCUUCUGCCCAGUUUCCCCUGAUGUCGCCGCGACAAUCAAGAUCCCUGUAACUGCCGCUUCUGCGGAGAUUGUUUUCUAAACUAAAACUCAUAGAACUACCUAAGAAGCAUUAGACUUGUUGGAGGGUUACUGUCAAAACUAUUUAUUCAAUAAAUAAAUAAAUAGACAUGGAUGACAGACACAUGGGCCACCAGUGCACGUGCCUAUGAAGUGGGGGUGGGGAAAGUAGCGGAAUAGUCUUACAUCCACGGAGAAUAUUAUUUGCAAGUCUGUGGCGUGAUAAUGUGGUAGAAGCCAUUGUGAAUAUAAAAUAAGGAAGAACUGAUUGUUUUCUUGCUGUACGGUAAUCACUAAGGAUAUGGCAGUAUUAUUACAACCAUACAGCUACCACUAAGGAGAAACUUACCCCCCCUCUCAUCAAACCUGCUUUUUUUUACGUCUCUAAAGAGGCAAUGAGCAUUUAAGGCAGAAUCCCCAAGUUAAAAUGUACACAAACUUUUGUCCAAAUUGGCGACAAACAGCAUGAUUUAGGUGAAAGGGAGUAAGUUAUUCAUAAUUGGUCUUGGGAUUCUGCCUCAAGUUAACAGUGUAUCUUGCAUCACCUAAUAUCAACUCUGGCAAUAUAUUUAAUACCUUUCAUCUUAGAAUUCUAAGAUACAUAUACAUUUUAGUCUUAUCACCAUAUUCUGCUCAGCUUAGUUCAUUUUUCAAACAUCCAUUAAAUUAAAUUAUUACCGUCAGGGACUCUUAUGUUUGUUUUCUCGAUUGUACAAGUCACAAAUGACAUGUGAAAAUGCAUCUUUGCAUUCUAUUUUUGCGACACUUCAACUACAGGGCCCUUUAUUUUACAAGGGUGCUCUUUACUAGAUGGGUGAUUAUCCUAUACUGUAUACACAGUUGAAUGUUUUAAAGCAUUUUGUGCUUGCUUCAUAUUUUCUCUAAUAAAAAUAAACAAGCAAACCAUGA
Molecule: messenger RNA, 4933 nt
Organism: Oncorhynchus kisutch (coho salmon)
Lineage: Eukaryota; Metazoa; Chordata; Actinopteri; Salmoniformes; Salmonidae
Product: lysyl oxidase homolog 2A
Exons: 14
Coding region: 161-2407 (748 amino acids)
Biological process (GO): peptidyl-lysine oxidation; collagen fibril organization
Cellular component (GO): membrane
Molecular function (GO): copper ion binding; protein-lysine 6-oxidase activity
Source: RefSeq, a predicted model, not a curated record